Molecule: messenger RNA, 1635 nt
Organism: Alnus glutinosa
Lineage: Eukaryota; Viridiplantae; Streptophyta; Magnoliopsida; Fagales; Betulaceae
Product: receptor-like protein 6
Exons: 1
Coding region: 1-1635 (544 amino acids)
Molecular function (GO): protein binding
Source: RefSeq, a predicted model, not a curated record
AUGGGUUUACCUCUUUCUCUCUUCAUUUUCAUGCCCUUCCUUAUCGUGCUUUCAUUGUUGCAUCUUGUACUCACCCAUUCUUCUCCUUUUAUGCAACCCCUGUGCCAUCACAACGACAGCUCUGCCUUGUUCCAAUUCAAGGAAAGCCUCGUCAUAAAAGAGUUUAUUUCUUUUGUUCGAGCUCCUACUUGUCAAAAUAAGGUUGCGUCUUGGAGAGUAGAAGGGGACAAAAGUGAUUGCUGCUCAUGGGAUGGGGUGGAGUGCGAUGGACACACUGGUCAUGUAAUUGGCCUCAACCUCAGUAACAGCUGUCUAUUUGGUUCUAUUAACUCCAACAGUAGCCUUUUUCGCCUUGUUCACCUCCAAAGCCUUAACCUUUCCUACAAUCACUUUAACGUCUCUCAUAUCCCAUCCCAGGUACGUGAUCUUUCAAGGCUAAUAGAUUUCGAUCUCAGUCGGUCUCAUUUUGUUGGUCAAAUCCCGUUAGAAAUUUCACAAUUGUCGCACUUGUCAUCUCUCGACCUGUCCUACAAUUAUAUGUACUCUUUUGACCCCUUGAUCAAGUUGGAACUCAAAGAGCCCAUCCUCAAAAGCCUAGUUGCAAAUUUGACCAGCCUACAAAAGCUUGAUUUGAGUUAUGUGAACAUGAGCUCUACGGUGCCUAAUAUUUUGGCAAAUUUGUCUUCUUUAACGCACCUCGGUCUUAGUGAAUGUGGUUUUUCUGGUCAAAUCCCGUCAGACAUUUCACAAUUGUCGCACUUGUCAUCCCUCGAUUUGUCUUAUAACUUUGAUUUGGAACUCAAAGAGCCCAUCCUCAGAAGCCUAGUUGCAAAUUUGACCAGCCUACAAAAGCUUGAUUUGAGUUAUGUGAACAUGAGCUCUACGGUGCCUAAUAUUUUGGCAAAUUUGUCUUCUUUAACGCACCUCGGUCUCAGUGGAUGUGGUUUUUCUGGUCAAAUCCUGUCAGAAAUUUCACAAUUGUCGCACUUGUCAUCCCUCGAUUUGUCUUUUAACUUUGAUUUGGAACUCAAAGAGCCCAUCCUCAGAAGCCUAGUUGCAAAUUUGACCAGCCUACAAAAGCUUGAUUUGAGUUAUGUGAACAUGAGCUGUACGGUACCUAAUAUUUUGGCAAAUUUGUCUUCUUUAACGCACCUCAGUCUCGAAAGUUGUGGUUUGCACGGGGAAUUUCCAAAAGGCAUCUUUAAGCUAUCAAAGUUACGGUAUCUUGAUGUAUAUGGUAAUGAAGGCCUCACCGGUUAUUUGCCUGACUUUACAUGGAGUAGUCCGCUUGAGACAUUGGCUGUGGGAUACACGAGUUUCUCAGGUGAGCUACCCGCUUCCACAGGAAACUUUAGCUUCCUGACUUACUUGAGUAUGUCGGGUUGCAAUUUUUCGCGGUCCAUUCCAUCUUCACUUGGUAACCUCACUAAACUCACUCAUCUUUACCUUUCCUUGAACUAUUUCGUGGGUAAUGUUCCGCAUUCACUUGGAAACCUUGUUGAACUAUCUUCUUUAGACAUUUCCUACAAUCAAUUGACAGGUCCAGUCCCUUCAAUUCUUGGAAACCUUGUUCAACUAUCUUCUUUAUACAUUUCCCACAAUCAAUUGACAGGUCCAAUCCCUUUUGAGUUUUAA